AUGGCCUCUACUCGUGGACCCUGGGGAGAGCAUCUCAAUCUUCCCUUUCCGGCUGCCACAAAACAGGUAGCUGGUCAUGUGGAGGGUGUGAAGACCGACGUCAUGGUCGUCAGUUUCAGCGACAAGAUCAUGCUCACUGUGUCUCAAGAAGGCCGGCUAUCUCAUUGGCCUGACGGCAACAUCAAUUCUGGGGGCUACGGUGCUGGACAAGACACGUUAGGCCAACUGCUUGCACGACAGAUCGCCACAGCUAUUGCGGUGAAGUCACCUUCUGAGAAGCGCCUUCUUGUUGUCGGGCUGGGGCUGAGGAACGCAAACUUAGAGCGCGAUUCCUUCUUCGCAAUUAUUGAUCUUGUUCUGCAAUGCAUCUAA
Molecule: messenger RNA, 372 nt
Organism: Penicillium diatomitis
Lineage: Eukaryota; Fungi; Ascomycota; Eurotiomycetes; Eurotiales; Aspergillaceae
Exons: 2
Coding region: 1-372 (123 amino acids)
Biological process (GO): proteasome assembly
Source: RefSeq, a predicted model, not a curated record